Messenger RNA from Impatiens glandulifera, 1956 nucleotides. RefSeq lists its product as uncharacterized. NCBI's taxonomy places the organism in Eukaryota, Viridiplantae, Streptophyta, Magnoliopsida, Ericales, Balsaminaceae. The record is from RefSeq and is a predicted model, not a curated record. The coding region runs from base 1 to 1956 and encodes 651 amino acids. The transcript is spliced from 4 exons.
AUGGGGCGCGAUUCGUCUUUGUUUAGGCACCUAUCUCAAGUGGAUUUCGAGGAAAUCCGACUGAAAGGUACGUCCGAGGCAAAGGAGGUUAUUGACCGGGUAGUCAAAACCGAUCUGGAAUAUUUUCUUGGCGGUCCUCAUGUUCUCUACAAAGAUGCGGUCGAGGAAUUUUUCAAGACCGCAACUAUCUCCGAUGACAAAAUCACCGCAAAUGUAUGCGGUACUGAAAUAGAGCUCACCGAGGCAUUGGUGGCAAAGAGCCUGCGCCUUCCAACAACCGGCCAGGAUGCAACGGCGGACAUCGAGAUUAAGACUUUUGAGGCGGCAUGCCAGAUACUCUCGGCAACUAAGGAGCCGAUAAAGCCGGCCCCCGGUUCCCGAAAGAAGAAAGCCGCCAAGAAAGCGGUCCCGACAAAAGAAAAGGCCGAAAGCAAAGGAAAAGAGAAAGUCACUUUCUCGGAACCGCCGCAGCAAACUGAGGAUGAAGAGUCGGCUUCCAAUUCUGAAAGAACCGAUACAGAAAGGACCGAUGAUGAAAGAUCGACCAAUGAAGAAGAGCAUUCGGGCCAGAGCCCCAAUAAUGCCGGACCCGACGCCAACCCUGAGACCACCGAGGGUAGUGAAGAGGGUGGUGAAGAUGCCGGUGAUGAAGGCGGCGACAAAGAUAAUGAGGAGGCCGAAGAAGCAGAGGCCGAUAGGAUAUCUCUGAAACUCCUUCAGGGCGCCAAAAAGCGAGCCGAGUCGAUUGAGGAGUUAUACCUGGAAUGGCACGAGCACCGGUUCGGCAAGCCGUAUAGCCAAAUCCUACCGGGCUACACAGACGUGGAAUGCAUUCAAAGACUGAAGGAAGUGGAGGACUUGAUCAUGAAUCUCACAAAAUCCAACACAAUUGAAGAGAUUACGGAGGAGUUCGAAGAGGUGGGACCUGAAGACACCUUAACACCGCGGGUGUUAGAAAUGCUUGAAAAAGCCAAAGGAGACCUCAUUCAAGAAAUUGACCGGCUAGAGGCAAUAUACAGUCAAAGGGAAAUACCGGUCUAUACAGCUCCCCGGAUUGAAACGAGUCUGGAUCACUGUCCAACACCUCCAAGGGAGAAUGCGGCAUCAAAAGAAUCCGAUGAAAGAGCGGAUCCUAAUCUCACCGGGCAAUCUCCACCUACACAACCGGAAGUCUUCGAAUCAGACUUCACAAAGGAAUGGGUUGAGGGCCGUCUUCAAAGGUUUGAAGCUUCAACAACAGAACGGAUUGAUAGCAGUAUUCAAGAGUUUGAAGACUCCGCGGUUCAGCCAUUCAAGGACAGAUUCCAAAGAAUCGUUUGCUCGGCACUCAAGUUCGCCGACACCACAAGGUAUCUCUUGAACAAUACUCGGGACCGGCUCUCAGAAAUCGACGAAGAUCAACAGGAAGAGGCGGCUCUGCGCAGUAAAUAUUUUAAGCGAACCGUAAUUUUGGAGGAUACGACCUCCGAGUUAAAGGAAGACUUUGGCCGGCUUGAAAGAGAGACCGAUCAACGAUUGACAACGAUGGCUGAUGAUCUGGUCGGCACAACACUCGAACGGGUAUCCGAACUUGAAAAGAAGAAUGCCGGUCUCGAGGACGAACUCAAGGCGCUUUCCGCUCAAGAUGAGCUGGACGCCGAAGCAAGUAAAGAGAAAGAAGCACCGCGAUCAUCCCAACUUACCGAAGAAGAAGAGGAAGCCGAGCGACUUCGACAGUCAGAGGCUAAGUUCCCGGGACUUACAAAGAAAGUAGUCGCUCAAGCUGCGAAGGAUGCUGCGCGGUUGGAAAGAGAAAGAUGGAGGCAGGAAAGUUUCGCAGAAGACAACAAGAAGAAAAAGGCGGCCUCCUCCGUUUCAGCGCCGAAAAAGCGAAAGAGGGAACCCUCAAAGAAAGUUCAAAUAGCCGACCUGCUCAAUGAGGUCACUGAAACGGUCAUUUCGAGUAUACCGCAGUAG